Molecule: messenger RNA, 2107 nt
Organism: Brachypodium distachyon (stiff brome)
Lineage: Eukaryota; Viridiplantae; Streptophyta; Magnoliopsida; Poales; Poaceae
Product: zinc finger CCCH domain-containing protein 30
Exons: 4
Coding region: 317-1681 (454 amino acids)
Molecular function (GO): metal ion binding
Source: RefSeq, a predicted model, not a curated record
CGAAGGCUACGACAAAUAGCGAAGGGCAAAGCCGCCGACGCCAGCACAUCCCUCCUCCUCCUCCCCUCACCACCUCCCAUCUCCCCCUCCCAAUCCACCGCACCGCCGCCGCAGCCGCUCGCGGAGUCUCCUCGACGAGGAGGAGAAGGGGGGCGGGAGGGAAGGGAAGAGAAGGGGAGGAAGCCCUAAUCAGCCCGAUCUCGAGCUUUCCCCGUCCGUUCGUUCAUUCCUUUUCGAUUUCGCCCUGAACAGAGAGAGGGGUUUCCGCCUUCCGCGUCCUCUAGAUCGGAUCGAUUUGCUUGUUUGGUUUGUAGCCAUGGGGUCGAGGCGAUCGAGGCGCGUCUCGUGGGCCACCGGAGCCAAUCUCUGCAAGGUACGGCUUUUUAUCUCAGAGGAUUCCCCUUCUCAAGCUGGAUUAAGGCCACAAGACAACCUCCAAGCAAAAGGCUCAUGGUUAAUGCAUGCAGCUGGGCCAAAUUCGGAUGAUUCCCUGCCUCCAGGUUUUGAGUCACCGCAGCCAACCAAUGACCUCAAGAUUGACACAUCUCAGAUCCCUCUUAUUAGAUGGAAAUGCCCAUCACAUAUAUUGUUGAACCCAGGUUGGCACAUUGUUGCUGGAGAAGAAAGCAAGGAGAUUGCUAUACAGAAUGAGAGAAAUUUUGGAGCUCUUGAGGCUAUUUAUCCUCGUGCAUCGAACAUUCCUCCAAACCCAUUUGUUUCUCCUGAUGUGAAAGACUCCAGUUAUGAUGAUUCCCGAACCCCAUUGGUUCCUUUGAUACCGGUUGAGGAGGAUGAUGCUUCAGAUCAACUGGAAGAACCAACAGUUGAUCAACCAAGCAAUUACCAUAAGUAUGACCCUGCGAAAAUCAAUGCAUCGCAGGUUUCAAAUGCCCCAGUAACUGCUAUACAACAGCAGCCAUGUGGACCCACUGGUGCAUUAAGUUCUGGUCUCUCCGCUGAACCUGAUGUGUUGGCUGCAGCCUCUGCCGCAUACACUGCAAUAAUGCAAAGCAACAAACAGGGAAGUUUGGUUGAUCAUGAUCUACUUGUCAAAAUACUAAGUGAUCCUGCACAAGUUGAGAGGCUAACGAAAGAAUAUAGCCAAAUUAGGCAUGAACAAUCUACUAGUAGUUCUGUGGUUGCCCCAAUGCCACCAGGCCCACCACCCCAAAUGACAGUUAGUGCUCCUGCCUCAUUUUCAAAUCAUAUGGCAACCUUUCAGAACACAAAUCCUGCUCCUCCACCACUGGCUCCAGUUCCAGUGAUGAAUAGACUGCCUCAAGGAUUUCCUUCAGUUGCCAUGAACCUUCCACCAAGUCCAAGCCCUGCUAUGAGUUUUGCAAAUGCCCCAGUGAGACCUAUGAACUAUUACAAAACCCUCAUCCAUCAGCAUGGAGGGGAGAGGCAGGAACCGCUUGAAAAACAACAGUUUGGAAUGUACCACCAAUCUGCUCCUCCUCAAACUGGUACUAUUAAUAAUGGUAUGAACGGUGCGUCUAUGGUGAGCAGAGAUACCAAAUCGAGGCCAAUGAAACUUUGUGCUUACUUCAACGGCCCGAGGGGUUGUCGUAACGGAGCUAAUUGCGCGUUUCUACAUGACGCGUCAGCCACAUCGAGGCAAGAGCAGCAAAAGGGGUCAAAAAGGAUAAAGUUAGACAACGGAAUAGUUGGUCGAAAUUGAGCUGUGGCUGCUAUGCAAGUUUUUGACUGUUCUUUGGUUCAAUGUCUUCACAUGUUUCAGUAAAUAUUGCGCCACCAGCUUCCUGUUCUCUUUUACUUCCAGUAGCCUCCUCUCUUAGCUUGGUCAAGGAAAAGAUGUGCUGAAAGAAAGCCAAACCAUACCAUGGUUGAUUGGAGCUCAGAUUUUUUACUGAAUCAUUCUAGUCUGCUCUCUGAAGCAAUUAAUCAUGCUUGAAACUAAAGGAAAAGAUGUUCUGAAAGAAGGCUAGUUAAUUUUAUGAUAUUUACAUCAGGAUACUCGUUUUUUUAAUAUGUGAAACUGUAGUACUGCAUACAAAAAAAAGACCCAUUGGACCAUUAAUUCCUUAUUGUGAUAAACUAAUCACUCUAUGCAUAAGGUGGGGUAACUUCAAUGGCCGGUGAUUUA